This is a messenger RNA of Spodoptera frugiperda (fall armyworm), 1661 nucleotides long. RefSeq names its product tectonic-like complex member MKS1. Gene Ontology annotation, biological process: cilium assembly. Lineage: Eukaryota; Metazoa; Arthropoda; Insecta; Lepidoptera; Noctuidae. The record is from RefSeq and is a predicted model, not a curated record. The transcript is spliced from 7 exons. The coding region runs from base 82 to 1608 and encodes 508 amino acids. Gene Ontology annotation, cellular component: MKS complex.
UCACCGGUUGCCAUGGCAAUGGUUUUAAUGGUUCAAAAAAUAGUAAACAAACAAACCGAGUAUAAAGAAAUAACUUGAUAAAUGCACGAUUUUAAUCGUUGUAACAAAGUCGCAGGCGUAUACUGGUUAAAGAAAGAUGUGAGAGAUUUACAAAUAAAAAUAAAACUAAAGCCUCAGGAUGGCAUUUUAACGUUGCCAAAGUUCGAAGACUGCACAAAAGGGGGUAAUAUUUUAAAACUAGAGUCCACUACAGAAGAAUUUUCCUUCAAAUGGCAAGAAAAAGUGUUCAGCUUAUGGGAAAUCCGACGUUAUACAGAAGUGCACAACUGUAUCACAGAAACAGAAUUAAAUUACCAUGAAGUUUUACAAAAAGUAGAGUAUAAACCUUCAAAGAUUUUCAGUUACAUCCACGAAGACUCCUACUUACCUUUGCCAGUUGAUUUAAAAAAAAGAAAUAAUGGUCUGCUUAAUUUAGACCAGUAUAUGGAGAAGUUGAAUUUAAAUGAUGGGUUAGAUAAAGUAUUUGGAGGUGACACUAUUUCUGCCACCGGUCUGUUUAGGAGUGAAGAAAAUGUCGCAAUCAAUGACCAGGAAUGGACGGCUAUGCAUAUUGUGUUUGAUAAUUCUGAUUAUAAUGAGGAUUCCCAACUGAUCUUCAAGCAGGAGGUAUCCCUCGUUUCCAUCUAUCAUAACACAGUACACAAUUACCUGGUGAUGAUGCCAGAUGUGAACAACUUGGAAUUAAACUCGUACAUAGUGGAGACAUCAGCCGGUGUGCCUUGGGGAUACCAGUACAGUGUGGAAAUAGAAUUUGAAGAUGAUGAUGCUGAGGAGUUAGUUACAUUGCUAUCAAAGCUCUACAAAAGAUGGGAACGGAAACAGAAGCAUUUGUUAAACUUUGUGAUGCCUCCUCCGGGCAAGAAGCAGUUCCAUGUCACACUGGAGAUUUUAUCUGCUGCACAAUUUGAUAUGGACAACCUGUAUAUUGAGUUUGAUAUCAAGGUGCCUGAAGACAUUCAGUGUUCAGACUCUCUUCAUGGGAAGACUCAUACAAGCGAGGGAGUUAUAGUAGAAGGAGACAGAGAGUGGAGCUAUGGACAUAUCAUCGAGUUCUGUUUAGAAAUGAAUACUGGCACGGAAUCAGCACCUAUCAAGGUAUUCCUAGAAGCCAUAUCAUCAGACUGGUGGGGUCGUCACCGCACUGAAGGUUACUGCUACCUGCCUCUCGCACUGGAUCCUGGCUGCUACUCCAAAGACCUCGCCUGCAUCAGGCCUGAGGAGUUGGAUGCAGUGGAAGCCGAGAGCAGGCGGUUUUUUCUAGGAGGGUGCCACCUGAUUAAGGAUUUGAAUGUUCUGGCUGAACCGCAGUUGCAGGAUGCAAACUACAAAUACACCACAACAGGAACCAUCAGUGUUCGAUGGAACAUCGUCUCUCAAGCUCAGGUUGGUGGCCUAGUUGCUCCACCUCCUCAACCGGGCACCAGUUCAGCAUCAGCAUUGCUGUUGGGAGCUGAGGCUGCACUAAAGAAGUACAAGAAGGCUAGAGCCAGACUCGCAGAAGCUACUAAAGACCUCAGUGAUGUGAGGUAUGCUGCAGGCGAUAGAUAGAAGACUAAGAAGAUUAUUGUUAGAAAUCUUCUGUUUAGGCUUUCAUUAUUAGC